Jaminaea rosea is the source of this 891-nucleotide messenger RNA. RefSeq names its product NAD(P)-binding protein. The coding region runs from base 36 to 830 and encodes 264 amino acids. Gene Ontology annotation, cellular component: membrane. Gene Ontology annotation, molecular function: oxidoreductase activity. The transcript is spliced from 3 exons. The record is from RefSeq and is a predicted model, not a curated record. NCBI's taxonomy places the organism in Eukaryota, Fungi, Basidiomycota, Exobasidiomycetes, Microstromatales.
ACCAACCCAGCCUACACUCCCAACGUAUCCUCAUGAUGCCAUCUCACGUCCUCGACUUCCAAUGCGCCCUCAUCACCGGCUCGGGCGGGGGUCUCGGCCUGUCAAUGGCUCGUUACCUCGUCCAGACCAAGAACAAAAAAGUCAUCUUGGCCGGAAGGACGGAAUCCAACUUGCAAGAGGCUUCCAAGUCUCUCGGAGGGGAUGUGCCUUACUAUGUGGUCGAUACGGGCAAGACUUCCGAGUUGAAGGGAUUCGUGGAGAAGGUGGUCAAGGAACAUCCGGAGGUGGACUGUUUGAUCAAUAAUGCCGGGGUGCAGAGGCCGUUGGAGGUUACAGAGUUGAAGUUGGACCAGCUGGAUCAGGAGAUUGAUAUAAAUGUGAGGGGCCCUAUCCACCUGGCGGACGCUUUCCUCAACCACUUUGCGAGCAAGAAGCAUGCAGUCAUUAUGAAUGUGACGAGUGUACUGGGCUUUGUGCCCUUUAGUGUACUCAACCCCGCGUACAAUGGGACGAAGGCCUUCAUGCACUUCUACACCGAAUCGCAACGCACCCAACUGAAGUCCACUCCAAUCCGAGUCGUAGAGAUCAUCCCCCCUUCAGUGCACACGGCCCUCCAUCGCGAUCGCGAGGACCCGGACGACAACAAUCCCUCGAAAUCCAACGCCCUUACCCAGGAGGACUUUAUGAACCAGGUAGCCGAAGGGUGGGAGAAGGAUCAGGAUGUCAUUACGGCUGGGAUGGGUAAGGAAUUGGUCAAGAAGUGGUACGAUGCGUAUGGGGAACAAUUGGGUGGUGCUCAGAAGGCGUGGCAGGGGAAGGAGGUCAAGUAGUGGAGUCAGAUAUGAGGGGUUCAAUCUGCAUAUAUCAUGGAUGAAUGGAUUUGAUUUGAGU